ACAGCGGAGAAGGGGGCGGAGAAGAAGAAGACUGCCGUGAUACGGGUUUAGUGUUGAACUGUCGCCUUUCUGCUUCAGUCCGCGGACGGUCAUCGCAGCCGGGGGAGCAAACAGGCGGUCAACUGUUUGUUUUGAUCGUCUAUAACGAGGUUUUCUCUGCAAAAAACAGCAACGCACAGUAAAGCGCCACUGACGGGGUCACACCUGCCACGGAGCAUGGACAACAAAGACUGAUCCAGCACUGCGCUGCAGCAAACCGAGCCAGGCAGCCCACGACACCUUGAAAGAAAUUAAUUUAUUGUGUUUUAUUUAAGAGCCUGUGCUGCACACAAGAGGCUUUGUGCUGGCAGAGAAGGUUUUUGUGUGCGCGAAAUUUGGUGUUGGACUUCCAUAUUGCAGGCCGAUCCGAUCCGUGCACUGGCGGGUUUAAUUAUAGCAGCACUUACAUGCUCGUCUUAGUUUCUCUCGGAUAUCCAAUAGUGAACGAUAUUUGAAAGGUCGAGGAGGAGAAUAUCAGGCUUUUAUCUGUGUUUUAAUAAUUCAAUAAUCCCUGCUGGAGACGCAUCCCGGCCGGAGCCAGUUAAGUGGGCGCCGUCAGCAAUCCCCUGUGUUCAAUGUUCCCUUAAAAACAGAAGAAUCAUGUGGGUCAGUCCCGAAGAUGUUUUACUGGCUGGCGCAUUAUGGAUCACCGAAAGAGCAAAUCCAUAUUUCAUCCUCCAAAAACGGAAGGGCCACGGCGAUGGAGGCGGGGGACUGGCGGGUUUGCUGGUUGGGACCCUGGAUGUCGUCUUGGACUCCAGUGCUCGGAUGGCCCCAUAUAGGAUCCUGUACCAGACUCCCGACUCUUUAGUUUACUGGAUCAUUGCUCAUGGAACCUCCCGUAAGGAGAUUACAGAGCACUGGGAGUGGCUGGAACAUAACCUGCUGCAGACUCUCUCCAUCUUUGAGAAUGAGAAUGACAUUACCACCUUUGUCAAAGGAAAAGUCCAGGGCAUCAUUGCGGAGUACAACAAGAACCACGACGUCAAAGAGGACGAUGACACGGAUAAGUUCAAGGAGGCCAGCUUCAAGUUUCGUAAGCUGUUUGGAAUGCCGGAGGAGGAGAAGCUGGUUAACUAUUACUCCUGCAGCUACUGGAAGGGCAAGGUGCCACGGCAGGGAUGGCUCUACCUCAGCAUCAACCACAUCUGCUUCUACUCCUACUUACUCGGAAAAGAAGUCAAACUGGUGGUGCGUUGGGCAGAUAUCACCCAGCUGGAGAAGAGCGCCACCCUCCUCCUGCCCGACGCAGUCAAGGUGAGCACCCGCGUGAAAGAGCACGUCUUCUCCGUCUUCCUCAACAUCAACGAGACCUUUAAGCUGGCGGAGCAGCUGGCCAACAUCGCCAUGCGUCAACUCCUGGACAACAAAGGCUUCGAGCAGGACCGCUCGCUGCCCAAGCUCAAGAAGAAGUCGCCCAAGAAGGCGUCGGCACUCAAGAGGGAUUUGGAUGCGAGAGCUAAGAGCGAGCGUUACCGGGCGCUCUUCCGUCUACCGAAAGAUGAAAAACUGGACGGACACACAGACUGCACCCUGUGGACCCCCUUUAACAAGAUGCACAUCCUGGGACAGAUGUUUGUUUCCACCAACUACAUCUGCUUCACCAGCAAGGAAGAGACUCUGUGCAGCCUCAUUAUCCCGCUACGAGAGGUGACUAUUGUGGAGAAGGCAGACAGCUCCAAUGUGCUGCCCAGCCCGCUCUCCAUCAGUACCAAGAAUCGUAUGACAUUCCUGUUUGCUAAUCUGAAGGACCGAGACUUCCUGGUCCAGAGGAUUUCUGACUUCCUGCAGCAGACCACCUCUAAGAUCUAUCUGGAGAGAGAGCUUACUGCCAGCCUUAACAGCUCAGACGAUGAGGUUUACUCCCAGCCUGGAUCUCUGCUCUCCAGCAGCCCACAGCACAGUUUGAGCUCAGAAGGCGAGCGUACGUUCAACUUGAACGACAGCAGCGUUCCCACAGCCACACAAGCCCUCAUGACCAUGUACCGCCGCCGCUCUCCUGAGGAGUUCAAUCCCAAGCUGGCGAAAGAGUUCCUGAAGGAGCAGGCCUGGAAGAACCACUUUACAGAGUAUGGACAGGGAGUGUGUAUGUACCGCACCGAGAAGACGAAAGAGCUGGUCCUGAAGGGGAUUCCUGAGAGCAUGCGAGGUGAUCUCUGGCUGCUCUUCUCUGGGGCGAUCAACGAGAUGGCCACUCACCCCGGAUACUACGAAGACCUGGUGGAGAAGUCGUUGGGCAAAUACAACCUGGCCACAGAGGAGAUAGAGCGGGACCUGCACCGCUCUCUCCCCGAGCACCCAGCCUUCCAGAAUGAGAUGGGCAUCGCUGCCCUCCGCAGGGUCCUCACAGCCUACGCAUUUAGAAACCCCAGCAUUGGAUACUGUCAGGCUAUGAAUAUUGUGACAUCUGUGUUGCUGCUCUACGCCAAAGAAGAGGAGGCUUUUUGGCUGCUUGUGGCGCUCUGUGAGAGGAUGCUGCCUGACUACUACAACACUAGGGUUGUCGGAGCCCUAGUCGAUCAGGGGGUGUUUGAGGAGCUCGCCCGUGAGUACGUUCCUCAGCUGUACGACUGCAUGCAGGACCUCGGGGUCAUCUCCACUAUCUCCCUCUCCUGGUUCCUCACCCUCUUCCUGUCCGUCAUGCCGUUCGAGAGCGCAGUUGUGGUGGUGGACUGCUUCUUCUACGAUGGCAUCAAGGUCAUCUUUCAGCUGGCGCUCUCGGUGCUGCACGCCAACAUCCACCAGCUGCUGGGCUGCAAGGAUGACGGAGAGGCCAUGACUGUACUGGGCAGAUACUUGGACAGUGUCACCAAUAAGGACAGCACCCUCCCUCCCAUCCCCCACCUGCACUCAUUACUGACAGACAAUGGAGAACCGCAUCCAGAGGUCGACAUCUUUAAACUAGUCCGCAGCUCCUAUGAGAAUUUUGGUUCAAUCCGUGCAGAUGUAAUUGAACAGAUGCGAUUCAAACAGAGACUGAGAGUCAUCCAAACCAUUGAAGAUACAACAAAACGCAACGUGGUGAGGACUAUUGUAACAGAGACUGCCUUUAGCAUGGACGAGCUGGAGGAGCUCUAUAUGCUGUUCAAGGCAGAGCACCUGACCAGCUGUUACUGGGGCGGCAGCAGCAACUCCACUGAGGGGCAUGACCCCAGCCUGCCCUACCUGGAGCAGUACCGCAUCGACGUGGAGCAGUUCAAGGGCCUGUUCAACCUGCUGUUCUCCUGGGCCAACGGUGCCCACUCGGACCCUCUGGCUUUGCGCUUCUUCCGUCUCCUUGACCAAAACGGAGAUGCUCUCGUCAAUUUUCGGGAGUUCAUCAGUGGCCUUGGUGUCCUGUGUCACGGGGACCUCACUGAGAAGCUGAAGCUCCUCUACAAGAUGCAUGUCAUACCUGAAAUCAUUCACGAACCUGAAGAGCCUGACUCUGCCUUUGAGGCCACACAGUACUUCUUUGAAGACAUCACUCCAGAAACGUCCAUCGGUCACGACUCAAAGUGCAGAAGUGAGCGGGAUGAUGGCUUUGUCAGAGUUACAUUUAAGACUGAAAAAGUGAAAAAACUGAACACUCCUGAAUAUCGCCAUUACUUGAAACUGUGGAACCAGGAGACGAAAACUAAACUAGAAAACACAAAAGACUUCCCCAAGCUGAAUCAGAGCCAGUUUAUUGAGCUUUGCAAGACCCUCUACAGCAUGUUCAGUGAGGACAUUGCAGAACAGGAGCUCUAUCACGCCACGGCGACAGUCACCAGUCUGCUGCUGGAAAUGGGAGAGGUGGGAAAGCUCUUCUCCUCCUCUGGCCGGAAGGACCACAACAUGGAGGGUAAAUCAGGGCCGAGCAUGUGUACCAGAGAAGCCACAGACCCCAAAACCAGCCAGGAGGCUGUGCUCGAUGGUCGCGCUGACUGCUUUGCCCCUGCAGGUCCGGAGAACAAGCCGAGCCCCUGUGAGGACGGGAAGGGGGACAGGAAGGGGGACGGGAAGGGGGACGGGAAGGGGGACGGGAAGGGGGACAGGAAGGGGGACAGGAAGUGGGACGGAAGGAGCGAGCAGCUGCCACCUAUGCAAGACAUCAAGCUGGAGGACUCCUCUCCCAAAGACACGGGCACAUCAUCCGCCAUGCUGAUCUCGGAUGAUGAAACCAAAGAUGACACUUCAAUGUCAUCUUACUCGGUGCUCAGCGCAGGCUCCCAUGAGCUGGAUGAGAAGAUGCAGUGCGAGGACAUAGCAGACGACACAGUGCUGGUGCGCAGCGACAACGGCUCCAGUGGCGAAAGAAGAAGCAGCCGGCCUCGCGGCGGCGGCCCCCCCGACCGAGGGCUGCCUCACAGCACGAGCAUCGAUAAAGACUGGACCAUCACGUUCGAGCAGUUCCUGGCGUCUGUGCUCACCGAGCAGGCCCUGGUGCAUUAUUUCGAGAAGCCAGUGGAGGUGGCGGCUCGAAUAACUAACGCCAAGAAUGUCCAUCAAGUCGGGCGCCGCCUUCUCUCAACGAGUGACUAUGAGAUCUCGCUAUCUGGCUGAGAUUUCACACGCAGACUUUUUAAAAAGGGAAACGUGGUUCUCAGUCGUUUGUGAAAAAUGUCUCUGUGAGUUUUAGAGGACAAUGAAGGUCUGUGAAUGUGUAUGAUAAAGAUGGUUGAAUGAAUGUGACCAAAAACUGCUGUUAGCGAUGUAUUUUACCAGAUGUGAAAGACUUUUAUUAAAACAAUCACUUGAUUCUGUCCAGCGCAGAGGGAAUAGGACGUUAAUGUUAAGGUUCGCCCAGAUGAAGUCGGUGUGCACGUGUCGUAGCUGUACUUUAAAAGACAUUAUGCAUAGAUGUUAAUAUUGUAAUCUUCAGCACUCUUAGGCUAUGUAGAUGUAAAUGUCCACAGAAACAGUACAGUUCUAAACUGGGGUAUUGAUAGUCUACGUACGAUCACCUUACAUUAUAUCCAGCCAAAUUAUCGCUUCCUUACUUUAUGAUUCCAUUUCCUGUCAAUCAGAAAACGUUUUUAAGUUUCCCUUCGAAUGACAAUAUGGACAAAUACAGACCAAAGCUGUGAAAAUUCAAUGAUGAAGUGAGUUUUCAUAUAUUGUGUAAACUCUCUCUGGCUCCACAUCUUUUUAAAGCAAUGUGCCACUUUGGCUAUUGAGUGGAACUAUUCCCUUUUACACACACGCACACACGCACACACACAAAAUAACAUUGUGAACAAUCACUCUUCAGAGUAAUAUACCCAAUAAUUGCCCGGGUGUGUUUUCUGCAGUUAUUUAUUGGUAAUACCAUUUUUUUGUGACUCACAACUGAUGGUUAAGGAAUUCAUGUGUUCUAAGAAAUGAUUAGACUAAACAUGCUGUUGAAUGAAAAGCCUGCACUUUCUUUCCAACAUGUGAUCCACUAAGAUGUUAUGGCCUUUUUUUCUUUGUCCACGUUUUAACCUUUUUUUGCUCUGUACAUUUUUACGUUGCUGUUUUCAAACUUGUUUUUACGUGUCCAGGUAUUUUUACUGUGGAUUCCACUGCAUUGUGUAUCACUCCAUCUAAUUAAAACUACGGUAUGAUUGAUUCGAUGCUG
This is a messenger RNA of Anarrhichthys ocellatus (wolf-eel), 5599 nucleotides long. It is a transcript of the gene tbc1d9, whose product is annotated as TBC1 domain family, member 9 (with GRAM domain). Gene Ontology annotation, molecular function: calcium ion binding. Bases 640 to 4563 code for a protein of 1307 amino acids. The record is from RefSeq and is a predicted model, not a curated record. The transcript is spliced from 21 exons. NCBI's taxonomy places the organism in Eukaryota, Metazoa, Chordata, Actinopteri, Perciformes, Anarhichadidae.